This is a messenger RNA of Yamadazyma tenuis ATCC 10573, 1258 nucleotides long. Lineage: Eukaryota; Fungi; Ascomycota; Pichiomycetes; Serinales; Debaryomycetaceae. The record is from RefSeq and is a predicted model, not a curated record.
UAUCAUUACACAUUCACAAUGAAGUUAGCGGAAGCCUUACGAAUACGAAUGGACUACUCGAAGAAAAUUGCAUUGGUGAAGGGUAGAAUAAAGGAGUGUGUCAAGGUCCAGGAAGGUGAUGAUUCCCCCGAGAACCCAUAUGACCUUCUUGACGAGUUGCAUAUUCUUGACUUCAAGCUAACAAAGUUGAUCGCAGAGAUCAAUUUGGUCAAUUCCGAGGUACUUGUAGAGCUCCCAUCAUUCUUGGAGGAAGAUUGCUUUGAUGAGGGCUCUUAUAACCCUGGUUUUAAGUACGAUGAAAUGAUGGUGGAGGAGGGAGAAGUCAAGCCUGCAAAGAAGACGUUAUGCGAGGCUCUAUCAGAAAGAGAAUCAUUGAAGAGAAGAAUAGAGUUGAUGCAGUUCACUAUUCUGGCCGGAAGUGUUGCUAACAACUUCAACUAUUCUAAGCUGGAGAUCAAGAUUAUAUGUCUUAUUAACCCGAUCAAGCUCCAGAAGGUUAUGAAUAAGCUCAGUGAGCACUCCAGGAUAAUUGAUACAAAGAUCCAGGAACUCAACUGGGAGGUGGACUUCGAGGACGUGUUAGAGACCAUUAUAAAGAGAAAGAGAGCAGAGCUGCGGAAGGUGAGGAGAUGGUAUUUUUUCUGAUAGCUACUUUCGCAGCCACUAAUCGGUUGCAAAAUAGCUAAGCAUGAAAGAUAUUAUGAAAACGAAACAUGGAAUAUUGAAAGCACUCAGGUAGACCCGAGUGUUAAUACAGGCACCAGAUAUGCACAAGUUCCAUUCAAAAAUCAAUCUACAUGCUGCAAUUACAACUUCAUAUCAUUAGGUUCAAAGGUAACAUAUUGCAGUCCCCGGAGGCGUAGGUUUGGUUAUUCCGUAGCAGACCAUAAUGUCCCCAAUGACAAAAAAAGUGGGCCCCCACCGGCUUACAGUGACAAAAUUCUGAUUUUUGAUUGAAACCCAUUUCGGUAAUUACUAGGAUUGCCUAAACAUUUACCAUCUUAAUCAUCCUAGAGUUUACCAUAUUACGAUAUUAAAAUUUACUCCAAUACAUUUACUACCGCAUGGUGGAAUAACCAAACCGAGGGAGGGAACGGGAACCGGAGCUUUCUAAUCAAGCUCCAUCCGGUAGGACUAUGCAAUCAACACCAAUUUUUUUACCUUUAACCUUUAUCCAACUGCCAGAGCCUAAUGCAGUGGCACGUUUCUAUUUUAAUUGUAUAACAUUGUGUAUUAUAAUAACGAGAGAAAUGCGCAA